Molecule: messenger RNA, 3384 nt
Organism: Dicrocoelium dendriticum
Lineage: Eukaryota; Metazoa; Platyhelminthes; Trematoda; Plagiorchiida; Dicrocoeliidae
Source: the annotation of a GenBank genome assembly
ACUGGUUUUUAGAUAUGCGCACAUUCUCUGUUGAGUCGGUCAUCAUCUGGAUCCGACGUCCUUAAGCCGGAUACCUAUGUGGCUCUGUAUUUACUACUAGGUAUUUGCGAACCACGCAGCAUGCUCUUCCAGCAGAAAAGAACUGAGGUCACCAAUAAUCAGCGUGGCCCGGUUACACGCGGUUCUUUGCCCCUUGUAUGUCAUACUUGUCGAAGAAAAUACGACGAGCACAUUACCGCACCGCCCACGCGACGUUGUAUCUGCAAUAAACCUUCUUUGACACCUGGUUCGGGUACUAGACGAUUGGUGGAUGGAAGUGCAGGUCACGAUCGAACUCUCCAGUUCCGCAUGGAACCUCGAGCAAGCAGCGAAGAGGCGUUUCGCGAAUGGAGAACAGCCGUUUGUCGCAUGGCUGCGUUGGGGGACGGUCUGCCUGGAUUUGUUCGUCACCGUGUAUGGUCUCACUUGGCUGACCAUGAGCUCACCAAGCAACACGUGGAUUGGAACCGCGCGCUUCGUAUAGGGUUUCGGAGUCGCUCCAAUCAGAAGGACGAGGACCUAGAGUCGCAGAUCAUAAAAGAUCUGCAUCGUACCGGUUGUGUACAGUUCGGCUCACAAGAGGACAAAGCGGCCCUGGAACGUGUUCUCUUAGCCUACGCCCGAUGGAACAAACGUGUUGGGUACUGUCAGGGUUUCAACGUUAUUGCGGCCGGUAUCUUGGAUGUGAUGAAUCGGGAUGAAAAAGAGGCAUUCAAAAUCAUGGUUUAUCUGAUAGACUACGUACUCCCGGAGUCGUACUUUGCUCAGAACUUACAGGCUCUGUCUGUCGACAUCGCCGUGUUUCGGCACCUGCUGGAAUUACGACUUCCGAACUUGGCUGUUCAUUUGGAUAGGCUGCAGGGCAAGACCUCUGCUCCAAAAGCAAAGUUUGCCUCAGAUACCCCUCCCACUAGGGACUCCACUGGGUCCCCUGCUGGACAGCCUCAAGGGCCAUACGAACCGCCAUUGAUGAACGUGUAUAUCAUUCAGUGGUUUCUAACUCUCUUCGCCACUUGUUUGGCUCCCGAUGCGGUAUUGCGCGUAUGGGACAGCAUACUUCUCGAAGGUUCUGAAGUGCUCCUACGAACGGCCAUUGUAAUAAUGGACUUUCUAGCGAGUCGAUUGAUGAAGCUCAAGUCGGCCGAUCAGUUCUAUGGAACGAUGGGCAGUUUUAUGUCGGACUUUGCCAAAGGUCGCAUCGUGAGUACACGCGAAUUCCUGUUCGAGAUAUAUCAAAUGGGUCCGUUUCCUUCCCCAUCAUUGAAGGAGAUUCGGGAUAAAUUUACCUUCAACAUAACUCCUUUGGUUCGAACCAAGCUGGAGUCUGGACCCACGCAUCAUCGCAGCAAUUUAAAGUCGCAUACUGGUGAAAGUUGGGCUAGAAGGCGAUUCCGCUUAUCCCACAUGUGGAGACGAGAACAAAAGCAAUCAUUUGCCUUCCUGAAAGCUGCGGAAAAAAGCGAAGGUCCUGAAGAGACGACCACAACAUCCGAGUUGGCUACCCUUAACGCCGAGCUGAACAGGAGAGCGAGCAAUCUGAAAUGUGAACGCUCACGCGGUGAAGAUUACGAAGAGGACGGUAAACUCAGUUGUGAGACCGGAAUUCUGCAAAACGUCAUCACCCACAGAUCACUUUGGCCGAUGGACAGUGAUUGCAACGCAACACCCGUACCCGUGAACGCAAAAUACGAACAGGAACAACCAGUCCCAAAUAAAGGUUUUACGGACCGUGAGAUUGCGCACUAUACGUACCGGCCCAAACAGGGGGAUGUUAGUAGUGCUAAAAGUCUCCAGACCUCGACAAUGUCCGAACCGACAGAUAUUAGUGUGAUUGGACCUGGAGCGGUUGGGGAAAUCGGUGGUCCAAAGCCCGGUGACCAUGUGCCCUCCUCUCAUCGUGCACGAAUGAGUCUCACUCUUAGUGAUCUGAGAUCUCUCUAUCAUCAACAGCUCAUUCGACAACACCGAGCCAGCCUGCACCUGCCAAGCCUAUGGGAACGUGCACACGCAUCAAGUUUGACAGAAACGCGAGCGCUUUCCCACACAUGGAUCACCGCUGUGCUACCGCAAACGCGGGAAAUUCAUCAAAUGUCAUUUACGGCUUCGCUCGAGCCGAAACUCUGGAUGUAUAUGGACACUGGUUACGACCAUCUCGAUGGCGGCGCACACCGCAAACUAUCAUGUGCCGACAACAAAUUUUCACCCUCUCCAGUGGAUCUCGAUUGUUACAAUAAGAAUACGACGGAGUCUCUGUCAUCAGCCGAGUCGCCGGAGUCGUCACCUGACUUCACACACGCCUCAAAAGUUGAUCCAGCUCUUGCCGGAGUUGUUUCCCGGUGGCAGGCGAGUGCAGUUUGGUUAUGUGAUCCCACUAGUGAUACACAUACCGGAUCCGACCCGGAGCAUUGCAUUGCGAUCGGCGACUACAGCUCACCUUUGACAUCCGUCGGCCAGUCUCCUACGCGGCCCCAAAUCUACAAGACAAGAAGCGCCGAUUUGGACAGUCUUACCACAUUGGACACUGGAAUAGUGGCGCGAAGACCACGCUCUUGCGAAUUUGCAGCCAAGUUCGCCGGAGGUGCUUGUUCUGCUGUGGAACUGUCGGCUGCUGGGCGACACACUCAAAGGAAUCCGCCGACGAAAUCCUGCACGUGCCCUUUGCGGCAGUCAUCUGCACGAAGUUGUAAUCACCUUCGCCUGACAACGCCCGAAGUUCCACUGAGCACACCAACUACUCAAGUGGACAACGCGUGUGACACUAGCACAGAAUGUACCGAACACGUUAACAACGAAGCUCAUCCAACUAGGGAAGUGCUUGCGCUGAUUCCCACCCACAAGUCCGAUCCGUUCCCUAAGCAUUUGCCGUGGCAUGAUGCCUCCGGAGCUUUCUUGCUGAGGACAAGAUCCAACAGACAAUGGAGACUUGCACCGCAUGCUACCGACCGCUUGGGCAGUUUGGGCAUUCCGUUCCCAAUAUCACCCACCAGACGCGCUUUCGGCGCACAAUUCGGGAUGUAUAAAACUCUUCAUUUCACCGAAAACAAAUUCCCCUCCACAUUUUGUGAUCGCGUUCAGUUUGUCGACUUUCUGCGUCACAAGCAGGUUAAUCACGCUCGUGUGGCUAUCUAGCCUCCUUCUUGUGUUGCGUCUUCUAUUGAUUAGACUCGGUUCCACACGCCAUGUCCGAUCAGCAAAUCUGCGAUCCUUUGCUGCUUUUUUCUCAAUAUUUUGCUCGAGUUUCACUGUAGCUCGCUACUUCGUGCUUGUCUUUCAUAAAACUUGUGUAUUACAGCACUCUAAGCACUGUUCUAGAUUACUACGAAAAUAAUCUGUAUGGAUCAUGCG